CAGUAUUUCACAUUCACAAGUGCUGCAUGCAUCACCAACACUGGGUCACUUUCAAUGGCUGCCAUUGUUACUUUGUUGGUAGUUAGUUGGGAGAAGUACAAGAACCAACCAUAUAACUGGAAAGUUCACCACUUUUUACUUUCCAAAGCACCUCCCCCUUCUCCCUCUUUUUUUUUUUUUUUUCCGCCAGUCAACACGACUCCUAAGUUGAAAUUUGUAUGGGAAAAUUCAACCAAAAUUCGGGGACGCAAUGCAGCCAAGAGCCCGGCACCGAUCUCGAACCGCGGCCCCCAUUUCUUUUCUUCUUCCAGCCCUAAGGAAUGCAUCCAGCUCUGCCCUUCCCUUGCCGCUGCUGCUGCUCUCGGCCUUCACCCACCUGAUCCAGCUCGGCAGCUCCCACCAGGAGUCCGGAACCUGGACUUGCGACUCCGACUCUGAUACCCGAGUCGCCGCCGUCUUCAAUCCGGGACUCGUCACCGUCGAUGGCCACUCCGAUGAUUGGAAGGACGUUGACGGCUUCGAAUUCCCUCUCCGCCCCGCGCUCGACCCUGACGCCGAUAAGGAGUAUAAAGCUGGCAAAAUGACUGUUAAGGCGUUACAUGAUGGCCGUGACGUAUUCUUCUUCUUGGAAGUUGAUGGGGAUUAUGCGUAUUCAAAAGGGGAUAACACUAAGUGCGCUUCUGUUUCUCUCAUGUUUCAAGUAGGUGCUGAUGCCACCUAUCACAGUAUGGGCGGUUGCAAGGAGGGAACAGACAGUUGUACCAAUAAGACCUGCAAAGGCCAUGAAGUUGACAUCAUGCACUUCUCACUUGGAAAUGCUAUCCCUGGACGGCUCUAUGGUGGCAAUCCCAUAGACAAUGGGGAUGGGAAUGGAGGUGACAGAUUUGGUCAUCUAGUUGAUCUGUAUGCCUGGAAUCCGCACUGUAGAUAUCUGGAUGGUAUGGGUCCAUCGGGAAAUGACUCUAGUACCAUAUUCAAAUAUUCUUUAGAUCUGAUAGUGAAAUGUAGCAUAUAUUAAGAACCCACCUGAGGUUUCAUCCAGGAUGACAGCCCUUAUGGAUCAGAUGGCCAAAAAGGCAAAUACUAUUUCGAAUUCUCGAGGGCUUUAAGAACCAUGGAUCGACUCCAACAGGAUGCUCAGUUUACGAUCGGGGGAUCAAGCAAGAUGGCUGUAGCAUUCUGGUACCCAGUAGAUGGGCAGCCAUGGCACAAGGCAGGACAUUACUCCAUUAACUGCGAUUGGAUCCCUUUGGAGAUCUUAUCAAGCAGUUCUAAGCUAGCGACAUCGGCAACUGGAGGAGGAGACUCGGGAGGUGGGGUGGCCAGUGCGUUUGCUCUUCUGUUUUCAGUAAUCUCCAUAUGUCUCUCUGUGUUUGUGGCUUAUACUGUUGCCAGGCCCAGAAGCAUUCCUUUCACGCCAAUGGAGAACUUGUAAAAAUUCUUUAGCAGCGAGAUAUACAUACUGAACUUGAAACUCCCCAGAAUCAGAUUGUACUGUUACUUGAUUCGCUUUACAGAGAGUAGUACUUCUUGCUAAACUUGUACUUCCACAACAAUGUUUCGUUUUAUGUUUUGCAUAAACAACACUUGUAGUGUAGUCCAAAUAUUGGUGUGGAUUCCUUUCCUUCCACUUUUUAAAUAGUUUAGUCAUUACUUUAUGUACCAGCUUUUAUUU
This is a messenger RNA of Linum tenue, 1675 nucleotides long. Lineage: Eukaryota; Viridiplantae; Streptophyta; Magnoliopsida; Malpighiales; Linaceae. The record is from the annotation of a GenBank genome assembly.